Messenger RNA from Galleria mellonella (greater wax moth), 1195 nucleotides. RefSeq lists its product as uncharacterized. The transcript is spliced from 5 exons. Lineage: Eukaryota; Metazoa; Arthropoda; Insecta; Lepidoptera; Pyralidae. The record is from RefSeq and is a predicted model, not a curated record. Bases 876 to 1157 code for a protein of 93 amino acids.
CCUGUAACAUUAGGGGUGUCACGUGCACAUUAGCAACCCUAAUGAAACCUUAAAACACCCUUUUAAGAACCCCUUCCUGUAGUUUCUACCUAUAUGUUCAUUUGGGACAAUUGUAAACUUUACAAAUACACGUUCCUUUAUAUACAACAUUUAAAUAAAAAUAUAAAAAUAUACAGGGAUAUCUGUAUACACAUUGUGCAUGUAAAUUAUAGUAAUUUCUUCUUGGUAUCAGUUAAAUACGUGAAUCCACUAUUUUGUAAACAUUUCCGUCUAUAUAUAAAGCCAACCUUUACGAAGCAGAUGCCCUAUACCUUCCUCAGUUUAAAAACAGGACUAAUAAAUUCAUUCAUUCAAACAGUUGUCGAUAUCUGACCAUUAAAACGCUUACACUUUGUAUGUUUUUUUAAAUUAUUUGUGUAACCAUAAAAAUGUGUAGACAUUUUGCGGGUAGGAUACUAUAUUAUACAGAUCAACAAAGGCAAAGCCGUGGGAUGCCGCUAAUUAUUUAAUAAAUGAAAAAUGCAGGGAUUGAACUUUGAUUUUCAAAGUUUGUACAAAGCAGUUUAUUAUCGACAUUCCCAAUACGAACUGAUAUUUACUGCCUCAGAGAGAUCCCUAGAGCGGUAAAUAUACGAAGUUGGCCUAUUUGAAACUGCCUAUGUGGAUAUUUUUUGCCGCAAAACGCUUGAUUGAUGUCAUCUACUACGAAGAGUCUGACCUCUAUUGAGGUUAAAGUUUCUUGUUAUAGAGCUAAGAUAGCUCUAGAUUUAUAAGAUUUGGAAUAAUACCAAUAUUACAAAUGUGAAAUUUCAUAAAGAUACUCGUAUCUGUACGUUUAUUACCCAAUCAUGCUUAAAUUACCGAAUAAAAUUUAAAUGAAAUCUGCAACGCAGUUGGUGUCGUGGAUCCUCAUGGGUAGCGAUAGUCACUUACUAUCAGUGUGUUUAUAUAUAUUGCUGAUAAGCGUCGCAACAUCACUCGCUAAAUAUCGGAAGCCUAUUAUAAAAUAUCCAAAAGAUACACAGUUUUGGGCGACAGACUUUUUUGUUAGAGGGUGCAGAAACUUUUUGGAGAAAUGCCCGUCUAGUUACAAAGCCCAAAUGAUUUGUGCACGUAACUAUAAUGAUUGGCAGGUAUUUAAACGAGAGCGGUGCUAGAAUUUAAUGCUUCAAGUUUUAUAUUUUAUAUACGUAAG